Molecule: messenger RNA, 1036 nt
Organism: Microbotryum saponariae
Lineage: Eukaryota; Fungi; Basidiomycota; Microbotryomycetes; Microbotryales; Microbotryaceae
Source: the annotation of a GenBank genome assembly
AUGCUUCGAGCCGAACAGGAGUACAGUCUUACCAUGUUUCGCACGCUCUUGCUCGACCACCCAUUGUCGGUCAAGACCGACGCUCGCGUUGUUUCAACCGCCGAGAUGCUGAUGCAUCAAGCGAGAAUAACGGAUGCACUGCGGGAGCAGGACCCGAAUAAUGGAGACGGGGCGUUAGAUAUGUUGCUCAAGGGGAGGAGCGAUCUCGAGGGAUGGUACAACGAAUGGUGCGAGAUCAUGCGGCAGCGGCACCCCGAAGAACCGUUCUACCGGCUCUCGCUCGACAUUCAGUUGCAAUUCGCGACGUUGUUCACGUCGACGAUCGUGCUGCGAGGAUGUCAAUCGUUCUCGCGGCUGACUCCAGCGAUGCUCAAGGUCAUCACCAUGGCCGUGCACUCCGCCUUCCAAGUUGUACGCAUCUGCACCGAGGAGGACGCCUAUGUCCACGGCCUGCGCUUCGCGGUCGAUUACACCGUCAGCGUCGUCGCCUUCGCCGGGGCCUUCCUCCUCCGCUUUGCGCGCCUCGUCCCAGCGGUCGUGGACAUGCAACGAUGUAUCGACGUCGUCGACCGCUUCGCCUCAAUACUCCUCGGCACGCCGUACCCUCGCUUCGCCCCACCCCUUCAAAAGAUGCUGACCCAAGCUCGUACCCGUCUCGCGACUUCGUCCUUGCAUCAACUCGCUUCGACAUCCCUCCUCGCCGCCGCUGCGGCCCAAAACCCGAAUCAAGCCGGGAGCAACCACAGCACCAGCUUCGCUACCCUCGAUCCCGGCCCUCCAUCGGUAGGGAGUGCCGACGAUUUUGAUUGGAAUCGGUUUGUCAAUAACGCAUUCAAUGAGACGAGUGGGACAUCUAUUCAGACCGGUGCAUCUCAGGCUUGGGCUUUGGGCUCGGAUGGGCAGGAUUUGGGCGGUUCAGUGAGUUGCUCUUGCUGACACUUUUUUGUCUUUAUAUCGAGCGCUGAUGAUUCUUAUUUUUUUAUUUUUCCACCAGCAGGCCGCAAUGUGGAGCUUCGAUGUCGGAGGCAUCCUGUAG